Molecule: messenger RNA, 2082 nt
Organism: Heterobilharzia americana
Lineage: Eukaryota; Metazoa; Platyhelminthes; Trematoda; Strigeidida; Schistosomatidae
Source: the annotation of a GenBank genome assembly
AUGGCUUUUUCUGGCUCGCAAGAAUUUAUAGAAAUGCUUUUGUCCCGUGAAUUUCCAAGUGCUGAUGACCAAGUGUUGGUAAUGAAUGGUUGUGAUGUCUGUGGGCAUAAUUUUAAGACAAAUGGUUUCGUCAAGCCUGUAAUAGUGAGAUCCAAGGAUGGUCUGCGACUCAAAGUCCCACUGGAAACCUUCACGCAUAGAGAUUUGAUACAAUUUAUAGAUCCUAGUACCGUUGUCGAUGUUAUCGAUGUUCGGCAGCAGGUGGAAAUACAAAUGACGCUUCAGGAUUUGGUUAACCACUUUUCUUCUACCUCACGGCCCGUUUUGUUGAAUAUGUUGAGUUUGGAGUUUUCUAGGACCAGCUUAGCUAAUUUUGUACACCCCCCGCAUGUUGUUUCAGAACUCAGUCUUGUUACAACUUGCUGGCCAGAUGAUGCGGAUGAGAGUAGUGAGUUUUUUGAUGAGACUGCGCCUACUGUUCAGAAGUACUGUCUUCUGAGUAUGCAAGGUAGCUACACUGACUUCCACAUAGAUUUCGGUGGAUCAUCUGUGUGGUACCAUGUUUUGUGGGGUGAGAAGGUGUUUUACCUAAUGCCACCUACUCAUGAAUACUUUUCUGCUUACUGGCAAUGGUGUAUGGACAACGACCACAGAUCAAUAUUUUUCCCCGACUUUGUGGCGAAUUUGCGUAGGAAAGAGUCGAUAGGCAACAUGAGCGAACCAAAAGUCUACUGUCUCCACGUUUUACCUGGUCAAACAAUCUUUCUGCCAUCAGGUUGGAUUCAUGCUGUUUACACUACCUCUGACUGUCUUGUCUUUGGAGGGAAUUUUCUAGAUGGUCUACACGUGUCUACACAACUAAGAGUUUAUCGAAUGGAACAAAAAUGUAAAACUCCGAUGAAGUUUCUGUUUCCUAAUUUUGAGAAAGUUCACUGGUUUUACAGUCAAGGUCUGAUGGACAGACUAACUAACAACUUGAUCAACGGAGAAGAUCCAGUUACAUAUGAUAUAAAGGCGGCCAAAUGUUUGGUUAAAGUUCUACCGUUGUGGUAUGCCAAAAGACGUUUACUUUCACCAGAGGAAAGACAUUACUUUCUCCCGAGUCGAUCUCAGUUAGAUAUAUCAUGUCAAAAUAUAAUUGAAAAAUUAAGCGAAGUUUUGGAUUCAAUUUUACAAAAAUCAGCGAAAAACUCAGGUUCACACUCUUUUCAAUCAGGGAUACUUUCAGAACAUUCCAAAUUAAAGAUACAGCGGAAAUCUGAAACUUCCUUAGUUUGCCAGACUGUCAAGAGUUCAAACUACAAUUUAGGUACAAAAAUUCAUUGGACAACUAAAGAUAAGCAUGUUGGAGGUUUAGGAUGGGUACCAAGUAGACAUAGUCAAUUCAAAAGUUCACGUGAAGCAAAGCAUUUAGCAGGUGAAGAAAAACAUGUAGUUACCGAUGAUGCUGAAAUUCUUGAAGCACUUCCAGGUUUGGAGAAAAGUCGACUAAUCGGUGAUCAUUAUUAUUUAACGCUUAGCGACUCGGAAGGUGAUGAUGGUGACACUGAGAGGAAAGAAAGGGGAGGGUUUUCUUUAAAGAAGAAAAAACAAGGAACAUCUUCAUAUCAAAGCAGUAAAAAGCGAAAGACAAAAGAGGAUGAUCCAACUUGGAGUAUGCCUAGUCCCACUCGUCGUAGAUGUGGAGCAACUGCAUGGAAGUCGAUGGGUUCAGACCCUACUCUACCGAAUUUGAAGACAAGUAAAACGUCAUUACAUCCUUUGCUGACUGAAGUCAGUGCAUCUUCUUCAAGUUCAAGUGCGGUGAAAAGUUCCAGAGAUACUUCAGCAUCGCAUUCACCUGCAUCUGCUGUCACUGGACAGAAAUUGAGGAGUAAACAAACUACAACGGAUGCAACAUCUCUGUCUAUUUACCAAUCUGUCUAUGCAUCUUAUAAUAAUAAUAAUAAUAAUAAUAAUAAUAAUAAUAAUAAUAAUAAUGUGUUUGGAGUUAGUACUGAAGAUGAUGACAAUAAUAGUAAUAAUAAUGGAUCAGUUGGUUUCAGUUUUACAUCGCCUUUUUUUAAAGUUAAACUUUUUUAA